Exophiala aquamarina CBS 119918 is the source of this 1131-nucleotide messenger RNA. RefSeq lists its product as uncharacterized. The record is from RefSeq and is a predicted model, not a curated record. The transcript has a single exon. Bases 1 to 1131 code for a protein of 376 amino acids. Lineage: Eukaryota; Fungi; Ascomycota; Eurotiomycetes; Chaetothyriales; Herpotrichiellaceae.
AUGGCUGUCAGAGAGGCUUCCCAUGCGGGGUCCUGGUACUCGGGCAAUGGACGACAGCUGGCGGGUCAACUUGACCACUGGCUUUCAAAGGUUCCGGAAAAGGGCAUCCUGCCUGGUGUUGAAGCGUUGCCUUUACCAGGUUCCAGAGCUGUGAUAUCUCCUCAUGCUGGCUAUGCAUAUUCUGGUCCUGCCGCGGCAUGGGCCUACAAAUGCCUUGACCUGUCCAAAGCUAAGCGAAUUUUCAUCCUACACCCAUCUCAUCACCACCACCUGACCUCCGCUGCUUUACCUGUCGUAGAAUCAUAUGAGACGCCUCUGUCAGAAUCUCCUCUUCCACUCGAUCAUGAAACCAUCCAACACCUCUCCACAUUGUCGGCCGAGGCCCAAGGGCGAACCGUCAAAUUCACGACCAUGUCGCAGCCAGUGGACGAGGCUGAACACAGUGCUGAGAUGCAGCUGCCUUACAUCCACAGACUGCUUCAGAAAUUAUAUCCCGACCAGCCAGAAUCUUCCUACCCGCCUCUCGUUCCAAUCAUGGUUGGAGGGACCAACCCGGCCACCGAGGCUGCGUUGGGCAAGCUACUGGCUCCUUACAUCGCUGAUGAGACUUGCGCAUUCGUAAUCUCCUCGGAUUUCUGCCACUGGGGAAGUAGAUUCGGCUAUACAUACUACCUACCAGAUGCACCAAGUCCGGCUUUGUCACCCCUGAUGCUUCCUAAUGGUACCAGAGGGGAAUACACCACUGCAACUGUCAGCGUGAACGAGGACAUCCACAAGAUGCCGACUCUUGGCCAAGGCCAGGAUCUGAGGUCAAGCACCAAAAUCCCGAAAGCGGGUCCGCAGAUAUUUGAGAGCAUUGCACAUGCCGAUCGGGCGUGCAUGUGUGCAAUUGCCACCGGUCAGCAUUCGGAAUUUUUGCGUGUGUUGCGUGAAACGGGUAACACCGUUUGCGGAAGGCAUCCUAUUGGAGUUUUCAUGGCUGGAGUGGAGGAAGCCGAACGACAGAAGGCUCUCAAUGAUAAAGAUGGUUCACAAGGGCGAUUUAGAUUCGUGAGGUAUGAGAGAAGCAGUGACGCCGAAAGUGUCAAGGACAGCAGUGUGAGCUACGUCAGUGCUUUUGCUGUGCUUUAG